CUGUCAACAAAUAAAUAGAAAAAAAGUUGUGAACAGUCAGAAAACACCUGAAUUCUGUUUUUAUGCAAAAAAUCGAUUAUUUGUGAAUGAAAUUUUGUGUUAGAUAAAUUAAAUUGUUUGAGUGUUGGUGUUAAAUUGCAAGCAAACCAAUUUAAAAAGUCUGCCUGGAGCAGCGAAACAAUUUUCAAUGGAGACGAAUUGCAGUCAUGCAGAUGAUGAUCCGGACGUUCUGGCCGAAGACAACACUAGACCAUCGUUACCGGAAGAUUUCCCUAAUUUUCGAGACUUUCAAAUCGAAAAAAUGGUGCAACAUUUCAGGGUGGUGACCGAUGGUUCUGAACAGCGACUCCGACUAGGCUUCAAAUGUAAAUUGUGUAAUGAGGUGUUCAAUAAAACCAUGCAGUUGCUGGGCCAUAUACGAAACCAUUUUGAGGACAACCAUAGCUGCAGAGACUGCGGGAAAUAUUUUUUCGAUACGAACAAAUUGAAUAUUCAUAAAAGAGCUAAACAUACCCAAGCGUUGAAGUGCCAAUUGGGGUGCCCUAGCUACACAACUUCGAAUCUGAAAUGUUUACAAACACAUUAUUUGCGUUAUCAUUGCUUGAAAAUACGACCUAGGGAAAUGAAAAAAAUGGAAGAAAAACUGAAUCCAGCGAUUCGACCAGACAAUCCUGUAGAAAAACAACGAGUUCACAGAGUUCAAAUUGUAGAUCAACAACGAUCGCUACCUGCGGCUCAGGAGCCAGAAGAAGAAAAUGCAGAAGAAUUAGAACAGGACACCGCUUUUAAGCCGGACCUGGAAGAAGAUGAUUUUGACGAACCUGAAGACUACGGCCAGACGGUAGAAUGCUGUGUAUGUGAUGUUUACAUUCCGACCGAAGAAGAUCUGCGAUUACACGAGGAAACCCAUAACAGCCCAUUUGUAUGUAAAAUAUGUUUCAAUGCUUUUGAGCAGCUAGACGAUGCCCGAGAUCAUUAUGAUGCUCACGAGAAAACGCAGGUUAUGCAAAGUCCAAUUCAAAUUCAAUCGAUAAAUAUCUCCCCUGCAAUUGUACAGCAGCAGAUCCAUCAGACUAGUAUACCGGUAACGGCUGUUGCUAGUCAGCAUCAUAACCCUACCCCCAGUAUGGCAACUAUGAUUGUAAUGCACAAUGGGACACCUAUUUUGAUUCCAGUGCAAACCUUCGACAGCAGUCAACUGGUUCCAGCAUUUCCACAGCAACAAAUCCCUCCACAAGCUACAACGACUGCCACCACGAUUACUCCGAUCACGACUGCCUGGCCCAUAAACCAGUUGCUUCCGGUCAACAAUCAAAUCGAAAUCAUUCCAAUUCACUCAGCUUCACCAGCCGCUGCUGGAUCUUGCUCUGCCGGACAAGCUAUUCCCAUACAAAAUUUUAUCAACCUGAAACCCGACCACAACUCAGCGACAAAUAACGGUGGAGGUAUUGUGAUAACUCCUAUCACAGCUUUAGAUCAAAACUACCUGAGACAACAACAACAGCAGCAGCAGCAGCAGGUGAUGCAGCAGGCACAGAUACAUUUACAGCAACAACAACAUCCGCAGCAACCACAGCAACAAUAUCAAACACAAUCGUAAACUUGCUAUUCUUUAAAACUAGUUUCACCUGCAAAUGAAUCGUGUUUUCGAUGACAUUGAUAAGAAACAGAGUUUUGUGAUGAACUUCAGCACACUUCAGAAGAGUCAUUUUGAUAUUUAAAAUUUCGCUUCAUCUGUUUGCAAUACGGUUUUACUUCUCACAAUUAGUUGAUUGACAAUCCGACGAAAGAAAAAGCGAGCAAAGUUUCUACAAAACAAACUUUCAUCAUAAGCGUAGAUACGAAACCUAGAAGUAUUCUAAAAUCAAAUGGUUUUGUUUCGUUUCACCAUUUUUUAAAUCUUAUAUUUAUUCAAUAUCGUUAACAACAUAUUUCAAAGGCGUGUAGUCUUUGGAUGACGAAACAAUCGAAAAAGCAUUCACGCGCAGCUGUUAAUCUCAUGCUCGGAAUCAAGUCGUGCGAAAACUCUGACCCUGAUGUGCAGAAGUAUCAAAUAUUCUAAGCAGCAUCUGGAUAUUAAGUUAUUUUUGUUUAAUAGUCUAUAUGCGAAUAUUUUUAUUUUUAUUUAGAAAACGAUCAGUCAAGUUUACAAGCGAAAACAAUAAACUUUGU
Messenger RNA from Malaya genurostris, 2172 nucleotides. Its product is annotated as zinc finger protein ZFP2-like. Lineage: Eukaryota; Metazoa; Arthropoda; Insecta; Diptera; Culicidae. Gene Ontology annotation, biological process: regulation of transcription by RNA polymerase II. Gene Ontology annotation, molecular function: chromatin insulator sequence binding. The transcript is spliced from 2 exons. The record is from RefSeq and is a predicted model, not a curated record. Gene Ontology annotation, cellular component: chromosome. Bases 188 to 1600 code for a protein of 470 amino acids.